Messenger RNA from Triticum dicoccoides, 1028 nucleotides. RefSeq lists its product as uncharacterized. The transcript has 4 exons. Lineage: Eukaryota; Viridiplantae; Streptophyta; Magnoliopsida; Poales; Poaceae. The coding region runs from base 71 to 595 and encodes 174 amino acids. The record is from RefSeq and is a predicted model, not a curated record.
GCACGCGACGCACGGGCACUGGUUGUGCGGCUCCGUUCCCCUCUCUCCCUCUACCUCGGGCUCGCCGGAGAUGGGGGACGCCGGCGCUUCCACCUUCGAUCCGCUCCUCCGGCGCGGCGCAAACACUUCCGGCCCCUGCGAUGGAAAGGAGGAUGCAAUGUCGGGACAAAUGCUUAAGCGAGGGGUAAAGGCGAUGCCCACAGAAGACCACAUAAGAGGGAAUCCAAAGAAGCAGCUAAAUUUGACCGAAGUGUUGGCUGAGGCAGUGAAGUGUGCUCAAGUUCUCAAGACUGAUGAAUUGAUUACUGACACUAGAGUUAAGGAAGCUUUUGCAGAGCUGAUGAAUAAAGUGUACCCGUGUCUACCUGAGAGCCUACAGGAUCAACUGAUUGCUGAUUUCAGACUCAACAUCCUCCGUCGGGCGCAAGAGAAAAAUACCCCCCCGGUUGAGUUGAUGGAUGGUGAACAGGAGAAGAACUUCCUCAGGAAAAAAGGAGCUCGUACCAAUACCUUGUGGAUUAUAGAAAAGCUAGUCUUGUUAGUUGGCGUAUGCUGCUUCGUGUACCUCAUGAGCCUCUAUGUCACUGGGUACUGAACACAGAAAGGGGGAAAUAAAUAUUUGCACUUGGGGAUUCAGUUGCUUUGGACAAGGACAACAACAAUCUUUUAGCGCAGCACAAGGAUGGGCUCUGCUCUGGUGGCAUGUAGAAUUUGCAUGGCUGGAGAGGUAGUGAUGUAGAUGUGUCUGUCUCGUGCGUCAACUUUGAAGUGAACCUCUAGAAAUAUAUGGCAGCAUGGCGUCGUCUUGUUAUUUUUCUCAUGUUGCGAGAUCAAGUCUUGAACUAAUGGUUCUGUUGCUGAAUCUUUCAGCUGAUUAGUCUUCUUAAUCGGUCAAGCUCCAAGGUGGUUUGAGAUAUUUCGACAAAUGCUGGCACAUCGGGCAUGGAUAGCAUAUGACAUUCACAUUGUUCAGUUUCUGUUGAUUUUUCAUUAUUGUUCUGCAUUCGGGGCGUGUGAUGCUUUCAGCU